Molecule: messenger RNA, 3701 nt
Organism: Amaranthus tricolor (Joseph's coat)
Lineage: Eukaryota; Viridiplantae; Streptophyta; Magnoliopsida; Caryophyllales; Amaranthaceae
Exons: 6
Coding region: 369-3437 (1022 amino acids)
Biological process (GO): regulation of defense response to fungus
Source: RefSeq, a predicted model, not a curated record
GACUAAAACAACACGUUUAAACGUUUAUUAGUCAAACGUUUGGUGCAUAAGUGCAUGGCGUCAGAAGAAUUUCCAAGCUUACUCAAACAAUACGCAUCGUAUAAGUUUCUCAACAACUUAAACGGUGUCGUUUAGGAUGACAGUUGACAUUUCCUGGGAUUUUAGUUGACUAAUUCUUUGUUCCCUCCAAAUUCAUUCUUCGAGAAGAGACUUCUUCAGCUCUCUCAACAGAGUACUACCAAUUACCAUAUUCGCAUUUUCUCUCUCCUAAUAAAUUCAAACACCAUAAAUAAAGGAAGAAAUUCUGAAGAUUUCCAAAUUUUGUUCUUCUUCCUGACAAAUAUUGGUGAAUUUUCUUCUUCUGGUUGAUGUCAGAGAUUCGACUGGUUCGUUGCCCGAAAUGCAAUAAGGUGUUACCAGAGCCUCAAGUGUGUACUGUUUAUCAAUGUGGUGGUUGUGGUGCUAUGCUUAAAGCUAAAAAUAGGUCAUCUGAAAGUGGGAAUUUGGUGAAUUCUGAUACAUUUGUUGACAAAGGGAUAGAAGGAGAAGAGGGGAUCAAGGAUAGUGGUGAAUUAAGUAAAGAGGAUAUUGUUCACGAGGGUGGUUUUGAUAUGGAUAGUAGAUCACCGGCCCGAUCCGCAUUUGUGGUUGUUAAUAGAAGAAAGUUGUUAGUUGAUGAGAAAGAUUUUGCUGAGUUUUAUGGGGAUUUACCUAAGUCACCUAUGAGGGAUAGGUUUUUGAAUGAUCUUGGUUCAACACCUCAAGGUUCGAGAAAUGUUAGCCCUUCACCAACGAGGGGGACGGGUUUGGGUGAUGGGAAUUCUGAUGGGGUUGGUACAUCACCAGCUAGGUCGAGAGAUGUUAGCAUGUCGCCUAUGAGGGAGCGAGGGAGUAAAUCACCGAUGAGCGUGAGAACGAGAUAUGUUAGCAUGUCUCCUUUGAGGGGGGCUAAUGCUGCUAGAAGAUCACCUGUAAGGUCAAUGGAUGGAGACAUUUCCAAUAAGGAAGGUUUUAUAUCUAAUUUCGAUGAGAGACGGGUGAAAGAAGAAGAAGGGGAAGGAGUGAGGAAGGAAAAGAUGACUCCUAAAACUUCAUUCAAUACAUGGCUUCCCGAGGAUAAUUCUUCUAAACCAUCUAAUGAUGAUUCUUUAGGUAGAAGAAGAAAGCAGUGGAGAGACCGAGUUACUGGUGAUGAAGCUGAUCGAAUUAGUGAAGGGAAAGAAUCUGUUUACGCUGAUGAACAUGGGAUGACAUCAGAAGGAUCGAUUAUUGAUGAUCCAAUUCACGGAGGGGAGUCUAGUAGGGAAAGAUCAGACAGAGAUUUGAGGUUUCGGGAUGACUAUGCUGGCGGGUAUGGGAGAUCCAGGGCAAAUGCAGAUCAAAGGUUUGCUGGGAGUGACGGGGAUGGGUUGUUUCACAGAAACUUAAGGGUGUCUAUAGAAAGUGGGAGGAAGUCGGCGUCUUCAAGCGCACUUGAUGCGUCUGCAAAUUAUCAUCUCGAUUCCAUUCAUAGUUUUGGUCGUUCAAGACACAGUUUUGAAAUUCGAAGAGGACCUGCUAACAUGCACUAUAUGGAGCAUCGUGAGUUCCUUCCGAAGUACCAGGGAUCUAUGAAGCAAUAUCCAUCAAAAGAACUAAGUCAUUCGGAUGAUAAUCUGUUUUCUUCUUCGGGGUUUUAUACAGGAGCUGAUGAUCAUACAGAUGAUCUGAGAUACAGACGAGGAUCUAGGCAGCGGUAUUCACCAGAGAAUUAUAUGCCAAGGCGUCCAUACUUAGAUCAUAGACCUGGACUGGAUUAUGAGAUGAAAAAUACAUCUAGCCCUUCCCCUUUAUAUGAUGAUCCAUAUGCAAGCCAUGUGAGAAGCGCAUAUCGCUCUAGGAAACAACAAUUUUCACAGCAUGGGAUGCCAGGCUAUGUUGCUGGGCAGUCCUUGGAUUAUGAUCGAGAUUCUUUCAUGUCAUAUCGAAUUGGGAUGCAUAGUCACCAUCCUGCUGAUAUGCAAGGCCAUGAUUUGCCUUCUUUUGCGUAUCGGAUGGCUCCUAUUCCAACUUCCCAUCCAACGUCCAGUCGUAGUAUGAAUCUUGAAAGACCUGAUCCAAGGGCGUAUGAUCCUCGAGUGGCCCAAACCAAUCCUCGAGAACGAUCUUCCCACCUUGCUCCACGCCAUACUAGGAGAGUUCAGCUAGCUAACCAGAACAAUCGGGUUUGCCUACCAAUUGUUGGUGGUUCUCCAUUUGUAAUAUGCCACAAAUGCUUUGAGUUACUCAAAUUGCCUGGGAAUUUCAUGACUAAGCAUAAGAAAGAGUAUCAACUUCAAUGUGGGGCUUGCUCUUCUAUCAUGUCAUUCGAUCUUCAAGACAAGUCUUUUGGUGUUGUUUCUUCACGGAAGAAAACAGAUACCGUCAAAUCUACUGGUGGUAGUGGUGAAAGUUUCAAUGAACCUGGUCCUAGACAUACUCGUCGUGAAAGCUAUGCUGCUACCAGUACAGGUAUUGGAUCCUAUGAUUUCGAUGCACCAGGAAAUAGCUUCCAGACUACAGAGUCCGAAGUCAUCGAAGCUUCUAGAAGGCAGAAAUUGAGUUCAAAUGUUGAUGAUAAUGCUCGAGCUAUUUCUCCAUCAUCUUGUUCUUCUAAGGAAGAGCGGGUUUCACGCAGAAGCAGCUGUCCCAAUUCUUCAGAGCUGCCCUUGAUGAACCGUCCUCCACCUGGUUCGCCUUUGCGCGAGCAUCUGGAUUAUUCUAACCAUUUCAUCAUUGCUGGAGUAGAAAAUGAACGAAGUUAUGCUGGAAAAGAGAAGCAAGUUCUUGAAACAGAUAACUCUCAAGAUAGCUCUGUGGUAAAUCCAGCAAUUGCCUCAGAGACUGAAUUUCACUCGCAUGAGUUGUCUGACUCUGGGGAUGUAUCAGGAGAAUACAAAGAUAGAAGUAAAGAUAGACGAUCCUCGAGCCCUCCUUCCUGGAAAGCCUUGGCUUCGAAAUCUGGUCGUAGUUCUCCUGGAAAAAGUGAGGUAUAUGUCAAUGGUCAGCACAUACCAAUUCAUCUUGUUAGAAAGGCGGAGAAGCUUGCUGGACUUAUUCAACCAGGAGAAUACUGGUAUGAUUAUGUAGCUGGUUUUUGGGGUGUAAUGGGCCAUCAUUGCCUUGGAAUACUUCCACCUGCUAUUCAAGAAUUCAGUUUUCCCAUGCUAGAGAAUUGUUCUAAAGGGGACACUGCUGUUUAUGUGAACGGAAGAGAGCUUCGGAAAAAGGAUCUUGAUUUACUUGCUAGUCGACAACUUCCAAUUACGAGGGACAAGAGAUAUAUCAUCGAUAAAUCUGGGAAGGUUUUGGAGGAGCAGAGCAAAAAUUUCGUUGUUAACCUUGGAAAACUUGCCCCCACUGUUGAGAAGAGGAGGCAAGGAUUUGGUAUGCGCGUCCCAGAGGAGUUCAUGGAGUAACAGUUUUCAAAAUAUGCACAUUUGGUAUUGCUGACUUUAAUUGAAGUUGAAGCUUGAAACGUGAAAAAUACCAUGCUGAUUGUUAGAAGUCAUUGUUUGUCAUCAAGCUGUCCAAGCUUGAUUUGUAAAGUAAAAUGUAUUCAAACAGAUUUUCUGUGUAUAUCAUUGAUUCAUUCAUUGUUGUGCUGUAUUUAUAGUUUGCAAAGUUUUCAGAAUUUUAAGAAUAAUUUGCGAAUCAUAGCCUUAAAUGUAGGUUAUUUUUGC